AUGGCGGCUCUCUCCACCACCUUCUACUACCACCCACUCUGCACUAACCACCGUACAAAGAGACAAGCCUCAAGCAGACACGGAGUUAGAUCUAUGAGAGUGAUGUCUUGUCGGAAGCAGAAAUUACCAGAAGAGAAUGAAGGAGUGAUCCAGAGAACAUUGAGAAGGAUGAUUUCAGAGGCUGGGAAGAUUGGGAAGAAUCUGAAGCCAGAGAAGAAGAAAGGAGACGUCAAGGACCUGAUGCUUAUGAGUCUCUCUUUUGCUGUUUAUGUUUAUAUCUCUCAACUAUUGGUUUGUGCUUACUUCUCCUGGCAACAUCUCAGCUUCCCCAAAUCUUCAUGAAAAGGCAAACCAACCAUUGCGAUAACACUAUCAACCAGUUAAGGCUCUUUGUUUUAGAGCCGAAAGGAGAUGCAAGAGCCUCGGGCAGAGUCGCUGAGUAUGCCUUGAAAACCAAAACUUUGACCGUAAUUGUUAGAAAGAAAGAGAGAUUCCUAACCAUUUCGUAUUGGCCUCCUCCAAUUUAUCCUCCUUAAACAGAGAGCCCC
Molecule: messenger RNA, 548 nt
Organism: Arabidopsis thaliana (thale cress)
Lineage: Eukaryota; Viridiplantae; Streptophyta; Magnoliopsida; Brassicales; Brassicaceae
Product: RNA/RNP complex-1-interacting phosphatase
Exons: 2
Coding region: 1-342 (113 amino acids)
Source: RefSeq, marked reviewed